AUGAGGUCACCGAAGGAAUUGAGCCAGGAUGGACACACAGCAAGCAUUUUGAAAUUAAAGGGGACGUUUGAAGGUGAGAUACAAUGGUGCAGCAAGCUUUCGCUAAGUGAUUGGAAAACGCACUAUUUAAGAAUAACUUCAGAUGGUGCCUUGAUGCAUAUGAUGGAGGGACGAACCGCGAAGGGGCUAGAAACUGCUGUUAUUGCAUUCAAGCAAGAGGAUUCUUCAUCAAAACACGCUAUUGUCAGGAACCUGCAACAAUGCUCAAUUCAGAUUCUUAAUUCCAAGCAAGCAAUCCCAAUACUUCGUAUAGAAGUGAAUAAUCAAGAGCAGCCUAACUACUAUUUACAGGCACUAAGCCCAAUUAAAUUCAAAGAACUCUUUUCAGCCCUGACAUGGUGGAGUGCUUUGAGAAGAGAUGGGAUAUUUAACAAAAUCAAGCUAUUCAAAUACCCUGUAUCAAAGAGACAUAGAAGUAAUCCUGAAAACUUGUUGGUGUGUCAGUUGAAUGUUUUUGGCCCAAUCCCGCAGAGCGUGGUUGCAAAAAAGCUUGAUAAUGCAGUACUAUCCAACUUUCCCAAACCAUUGCUAUGCGAUCAGACUUGUGACUACGACUGGCUCUCAGUCAUGGGUGUAUUGAGCUCCGAUGGUUCUGUUAAAUUUAUUUGCCAAAAUGAUGGCGCUGUAAUAUUUUCGAUAGACACUAAACAGUUACUUCGAUCUGAAAUUUCCAUACUGAGCCCGUCACUUUUUCAGAAUAGUCAUUGCUUGAUUUUGGAUGCACUCCCCCAAUUAAGACAACAGUUACAGCUCUUUGACAAAGAAACUUUGUAUGGCAAAGUGAAUAAUAAUACUCCAGAAAGCCUCGUUUUGCAGUUCCCACUGAGGAUUGAUAUGGAGGAUUGGUUAGUAGCUUUGAAAUCAUUCGCUAUUGCAGAGCGUCUGUCUCUGACUGGCUCUGAUAAAUCAAACGAACUAAGAGUUGCUAACAAGUUCAAGAUAUCUGUUCUCGAAGCAAAUCUGGAAGGGAUAAACCUUGACACCAACCAUGAGUCUGGAUAUGGUCUUCAGGUUGAGAUACUUCUUUGGGAUCGUGUGGUAGCAAGAACACCGUUGGUCUGUAAUACAAAUACCCCGUUUUGGAGGGAGGAAUAUGAAUUCAACGAAACUGUUGAUGUUAAAAACAUCUCGCUCCGUCUUCAGCAAACGAAGUUUAGCACAACAGGGAAUCCAAGUUCCAAAACGCUCGCCAUUAUUGAUCUCACUCAAGAUAUGCUUAAUUCGCAAGAUUACCUCAAUGAAACGCGAAGGCCAUUAUUCUCAUGCGAAAACAAAAACUUCCAACUGGGGAAUCUGUGUUUCAAGAUUAACUCAAACUUGAACUUUGUUCUGCCACCAGUUAACUUUGUUCAGUUUGAAAAGCUUUUGAGCAAGCUAAGCCUAGCCCAUAUUACGGAGCGUGUUUAUCAUUACAUGAACUCCGAAGAAGGUUCACCGCAAUUGCGCGACGUCUCCCAAAUCUGUUUAGAUGUGUUUCAGUCUGUCGGUAGGGAAGAUGAAUGGUUUCAAACGCUGUUAGAGAAUGAAAUUGCCAGCAUAGAUAAGGCGGUACUGAAAAAUUCUAGCAAUAAUUUAACGAACGUUCACAUUUACAACUCUCUAUUCCGGGGCAACUCAAUCUUUACAAAGUCGAUAGAGAUUUAUUUUUAUAGAGUGGGUUCCGAGUAUUUGGAAAAAGCAAUUGGCGGUAUUCUUCGGGCCAUUAUAAGAGAACGCAAAUCAUGCGAGAUUGAUCCCUCCCGCAUUAAACUGGAUGGUGCCGAGCUUUCGAGGACUGUUGAAGAGAAUCGAAAACGACUGACUAAAUGGGCUGGUAGACUCUGGAGGGUAAUUUAUGAGACAAGCAAUGAUCUACCUGAAGAGAUCAAAAGGCAAUUGAAGAAUAUGAGAAGAUACUUGGAGAAAACGUGUAUUGAUGGUACAUCACAGGUGAACUUACAAGGGGUAUCCGGUAUCUUGUUCCUGAGAUUUUUUUGUCCUGUAAUUCUUAAUCCUAAACUAUUCAAUCUCACCGAGUAUCAUUUGACAGACGAAACUAGAAGAACCGUGACUUUGAUAACAAAAGUACUGUUGGGCUUGUCGACUUUAACGCCCUUUGGUCAAAAGGAGCCCUGGAUGCCUAUCAUGAACGGGUUCAUAGAUGCACACGAGAAUGAAUUACUUGAGUACGUCGAUAAAGUUACUGAAAAGAAGCUAGAUUUUAAUGAGGCAAAAUUGAAGUUGAGCAAAAACCUGGUAAGACCGAAACUUAUGGUUGACACCUCGAUUCUGAAGGAACUACCGUCUAUCCCGUAUCUGAUUGAUAAGUAUUUGAUGUUUUCUGAUUUUGUGGGCUUGCUAAAUAAGACAAAUCCUGACCGAGAGGCUACACCAAAGGCGGAUGAAAUUUUGAAUGUGAGAAGAAGCCAGAUUGCUGCAAUAGGUGAGUUGGAGUUUGAAAAGAUCACCGAAAAUAACACUGACAUUUUUGGUGAUGACUUCAUGCAAAAGCUCCAUCUAAAUGGUAACGAGCAAGAUGAGAAAGAUGGUUUGAGCGUUGAGUCAAGUACAAAGUUGAAAUCCCGAGGGGAUGAGGCUGGCGCUCUUGAAAGUUUGUUACAAGAGGCAUCAUUGUUGGGCCAUAAACUUGAACGUUUGAUGAAUGUCUUGACCGACUAUGAGCAUCCGGCAGAGGCGAUCCUGGGCAACCAGAGUAUUCUCAACUACUUGCUGAGCGACUGUAUAUNNNAAACGGCGGACGGUCAUGUGUUUUUGACAGAAAUGAUACAUUUGCUCGGAAGUCACGGUUCAAAAGAGUGUUUGAUGGUGAGAACGAGGGUUUCGACUACUCUCAAUACUGUGCAUCUCUUAACGACCCCCAUCAAUCCCCUGUUCAGCUGUCGAGUUCCGGAACGUCGAGUAGUGCGGGGGGAUAGUGCGACAAUACCCAAACGGACUUUGUCAAAACUGACAUCUGAAAAACUGUCGAGAAUGAUCAAGGGCGAUACAACGGCAGCUAAGGAUGCUGGUACGUAUAGCAAGGGGGAAACCAAGUCCAGUUUCAAAUUAGGCCGGUGGUUUAGCAAGAAACUCAAUGCUAAUGAUACUGAAUGA
Molecule: messenger RNA, 3153 nt
Organism: Huiozyma naganishii CBS 8797
Lineage: Eukaryota; Fungi; Ascomycota; Saccharomycetes; Saccharomycetales; Saccharomycetaceae
Gene: BUD2
Product: GTPase-activating protein BUD2
Exons: 1
Coding region: 1-3153 (1050 amino acids)
Biological process (GO): regulation of GTPase activity
Source: RefSeq, a predicted model, not a curated record